Molecule: messenger RNA, 1558 nt
Organism: Oenanthe melanoleuca
Lineage: Eukaryota; Metazoa; Chordata; Aves; Passeriformes; Muscicapidae
Exons: 7
Coding region: 1-1548 (515 amino acids)
Cellular component (GO): cytoplasm
Source: RefSeq, a predicted model, not a curated record
AUGGAAAUUGCAACGAAAGAUGAUGAAGAUGAAAGCCUGUGGGCAACUGUGGUGAUGUGGAAGAUCCUCCAGGUGCCCUAUGUCCCACAUGUAGUGACACUGGAUUUCACCCGCCUGUUUGUCCACCUCCUCUUCCAAGUGUUCUUCAGCACUUUGGACAUGCCAGAGGAGGUUGAUACAUUCUGGAAGGGAUGCCAGCAGCAACACGGCCUUGCUGCCAGACCCAACAGGUUUGCAGUGCAGAGCCUGAAGUCCCUGCUCUGCAGAAUGCAGUGUGAGGGUGUGGUGAUGGCAAUGGAGCGCAAGUAUGGCUGGGACACGCUGCUGUGUGCUGACACCCACCACUAUGCCGUGGGUCUGCUGGCCAGACCCAUCGCCCUGCGGCUGGCUGAGGCGCUCCUGCCACUCUUUGACAGCGAUGAUAGCCAGGUGCAGCUGUGUUCAAUGAAUGUGUUUCAAGACAUGAUGGAGCUAUUAAUGGAAGAGGAAAGAAAGGCCCUGAAAUCGCACAUGCGCCAGAGCCUGUUCCCACUCACUUUCCACUGCCACAAUGAGAAUCCCGGCCGCACGGGCUCUUCUCCAGGCUCCUGCGGCCCCGAGCCGGCUGCCCACGGAGCCCCGGCCCAGCGGGGCUGCAGGGCGGGGCGGCACCGCGGCUCCCCGGGCACAGCCGGCCCUGUGCCCCUGCAGAGCCCGGCCCAGCGGCUGCUGGCCGCGCCUCAGCGCUGUGCGGGCAGGGGAGGCCGGGGCCGGGCGCGGGCAGCGCCUGCCAAAGGGGCAGAGCCCGCCCCGAGCCUUCCCUCCCGCCGCUCUCCGCAGCUGGCAGAGGACAGGAGCCGAGCGGCCGAGCACCUGCGCCAGGCCCUGCCGUACCUGGAGAGCCCACAGGAGCCCCUGCGAGAGGCGGCCGUCAGGUUCAUGGGUGAGCCCGGGCUCCCUCCCCGCCCCGCCGCAGCUCGGCCCCAGCCCCGCCUGCUGCCCCGGCAGCUUCUGCCAUCCGGACCGGCGCCGCUGAGCCCCGGCUGCCCUCGGGGCUGCUGCCGCCCUCCCGCAGCCGAGCCCUUGGGCGGCAGCAUGCGGCAAGGGCCCGGGCUGAGCCCUGCCGGCCACGAGGGCGAGUGGCCACAGGGCUGGCAGCGCCGCUGGCAGGGAGCUGUGCCGCUGGGCAGAGCCGUGACAGGCUCUGUGCUCCCAGGGAUGGCCGGGCAGAGCCUGAGAGGGCAGAAGGAAGAACUCCAGCUCAUCUGUGAGGCCCUCGAAGAUAUGACAGCAGCCCUGCCAUUAGAAACCUUUCAGCUGAAACAGCGUUCAUCCUCCGGGCAAUACAAGGAGCUCCGUACUCAUUGCGGAAGCUGCAAGACCGAUUCCGCGGGGCGUGCAAGAGACGGCCUCGUCUGUGCAGCAGUGCCUGGCUGUGCUGCUGGAGCUCUGCAGAGAGCUGAUCUUGUAGGCUCUGCCUGUUGGAGCCACUUGAACCAGCGAGGCAGCUGGAUUUUUCCUUUCUUCAAGUUUGUUCUCCUUUUGUUUUACUUUAUUAUAGAAAUGUAGGAUUUGUUGC